Bubalus bubalis (water buffalo) is the source of this 5972-nucleotide messenger RNA. RefSeq names its product checkpoint kinase 2 (gene CHEK2). Gene Ontology annotation, cellular component: nucleus; cytoplasm. Gene Ontology annotation, molecular function: ATP binding; protein binding; protein serine/threonine kinase activity. Lineage: Eukaryota; Metazoa; Chordata; Mammalia; Artiodactyla; Bovidae. The record is from RefSeq and is a predicted model, not a curated record. Gene Ontology annotation, biological process: protein phosphorylation; mitotic DNA damage checkpoint signaling. Bases 1440 to 3044 code for a protein of 534 amino acids. The transcript has 15 exons.
CGUCUGAGCCACCAGGGAAGCCCAAUUAUUAUCAUAGUUUGGUUCAAUCUGAAAAAUGCCUAUUGAGAACCCACUCUCAAUAGGCUCUGCUGGAACUGGAAGCACACUGACUUGUGUAGGAAGAUGCUUCGAGAGUGUCCGGCGGAGAAGAUUUGCUCCAAAGCCGCAGGAGGUCACACCUCGGCUGAGGUGGUAUCAGAGCAUCAGGUCCUGAAGUCGAAGCUCUGGCAGCACCUCCCUGGUGCACUUUGAGGAAACCUCAUCAGACUUUUGCAUCUGGAAGGACGUUUGUGUCUGGAAGGCCUGUGUAAAUGCAAUAAUCUGUGUCAGUCAUGUUUACUAUAUUUUCCUUGAGGGGUAGCCUGAGUGUGGAAUUCUGGAGAGAAAGCCUUAAAAAAAAUCAGAUUAGGGAUUUACAGUUAGGGUUUGAAAGUUACUUUGACUUUACUGUAGGUUCUGUUAUUGGGGUUUAACUGUGAAAUUCUAAAACAAGGGUGGGAACCUCUGUUAUGAUCUUCUUUGUGUCUGAAUAGUUCUUUCUGUUGUGCUGGGAGGUCAUUUGGGAUGCUGAAAAGAUGAGCCGCAUGGUUAGUUAACAUGACAAAGGGCUAGGUGGGAUUGUUUAGAGCUGUCUUAGUGUUUUGCUUCAUUAAGUGGCCCAGCUCUUAGUUUGGAGUCUAGGAAUCUAGAAUGAACUUGUGUCCUACCCUCCAGGAGCUGGUUUGGGUAAGGGGCAUCAGUGACAUUUUAUGUAAAUGUCACUCCUGGGGUGAUGCAGCCAAUUUCUGUAGAAUUUUUCUUUGCCCAUCAUCUAUGCCAAACCACCCGACCUUUCCCCUUCUUUGCUUUCCGAAAAUACGUAUGUAGUUUAAGUGCAGUGUUGAUUGUAUUAAUGAAUACAUUUUAGGUUCCAUUUUUUCUUAAAAAAUAUAUAUUUAUUUAUUUGGCUGCCCUGGGUCUUAGUGACAGCCUGUGGAAUCUUUUUAGCUGUGGCAUGAGGGAUCUAGUUCCCUGACCAGGGAUUGAACUCGAGCCCUCUGCAUUGGGAGCACAGAGUCUUAGCCACUGGACCACCAGGGAUCACCAUUUCUAAUUUUUAACAACUGGAUGAGUGUAAGCUGUUAUGAUUCUCUCCCCCUCCCCAAUUCAGUAUCUUUGUUUUUUCACUUAUUUAUAGUCUUCAAAUUGUUUCUUUCCCCUGUGGUUUGUGGCUGUCACACAAAAAACUUAUCAGGUGAAAAUGAUCUGAAGAAAAACUGAGCUCAGAAGAGUGAUGGCUGUAGACUGUUGGAAUUUUAAUUUUUGCAGAGCAUGCUUGUCCUGGAUCUUCUUUUUUGUGUUGUUUUGGCUGUUGUAAUAUGCCCAUCCUUCUUCAUUGACCUUUAAGUCUUGUUCCUUGAAACUCACCUGGUUGUGGGACACUUAUUUUUGAGGUGGUGAUGUCUCGGGAGACGAAUGUGGAGCGUCAGCAGCCCCGCGGCAGCGCCUCCCCGCAGUCCCAGGGCGGCUUCUCACAGUCCCAGGGUCCCUCCUCGCAGCCACACAGCUCCUCGUCACAGUCCCAGGGCACGUCCAGCCAGUCCUCCCACUCCAGCUCUGGCACGCUGAGCUCUUUAGACACAGUGUCCACGCAGGAACUCUAUUCUAUUCCGGAGGACCAAGAACCCGAGGAGCCUGUCCCUGCCCCUUGGGCUCGAUUAUGGGCCCUUCAGGAUGGAUUCUCCAAUCUUGAUUGUAUUAAUGACAGCUACUGGUUCGGGAGGGAUAGAAACUGUGAAUACUGCUUCGAUGAGCCCCUGCUGAAAAGCACCGAUAAAUACCGGACAUACAGCAAGAAGCACUUUCGGAUCUUCAGAGAAAUGGGUCCUAAAAACUCUUACAUCGCAUACAUAGAAGAUCACAGUGGGAAUGGAACCUUUGUAAAUAGAGAGCUUGUAGGGAAAGGAAGACGCCUUCCUUUGAGUAACAAUUCUGAAAUUGCACUUUCAGUAUGGAGUAAUAAAGUUUUUGUAUUUUUUGAUCUGACUGUAGAUGAUCAGUCAGUGUAUCCUAAGGAAUUAAGAGACGAAUACAUCAUGUCAAAAACUCUCGGAAGCGGUGCCUGUGGUGAGGUGAAGCUAGCUUUCGAGAGGAAGACAUGUAAGAAAGUGGCCAUAAAGAUCAUUAGCAAGAGGAAGUUUGCUAUCAGCUCUGAGAGAGAGGCAGAUCCGGCACUCAAUGUUGAAACAGAAAUAGAAAUUUUGAAGAAACUAAAUCAUCCUUGUAUCAUCAAGAUUAAAGACUUUUUUGAUGCUGAAGAUUAUUAUAUUGUUUUGGAAUUGAUGGAAGGAGGAGAGCUGUUUGACAGGGUGGUGGGGCAUAAGCGCCUGAAAGAAGCCACAUGCAAGCUCUAUUUUUACCAGAUGCUCCUGGCCGUGCAGUACCUUCAUGAAAAUGGCAUUAUACAUCGGGACUUAAAGCCAGAGAAUGUUCUCCUGUCAUCUCCAAAGGAGGACUGCCUUAUAAAGAUUACUGAUUUUGGACAGUCCAAGAUUUUGGGGGAGACCUCUCUGAUGAGAACCUUAUGUGGUACCCCCACCUACCUGGCUCCGGAGGUUCUUAAUUCCUUUGGAACUGCUGGAUAUAACCGUGCUGUGGACUGCUGGAGUUUAGGAGUUAUUCUUUUCAUUUGCCUUAGUGGGUAUCCACCUUUCUCUGAGCAUAAGACUCAAGUGUCAUUGAAGGAUCAGAUCACCAGUGGAAAAUACAACUUCAUUCCCGAAGUCUGGGCAGAGGUCUCAGAGAAGGCUCUGGAUCUCGUCAAGAAGUUGUUGAUAGUGGAUCCAAAGGUGCGUUUUACGACAGAAGAGGCUUUAAGACACCCGUGGCUUCAGGAUGAGGACAUGAAGAGAAAAUUUAACAACUUGCUUUCUGAAGAAGAUAAGUUGAUGGCUGUGACCCCGGUCCCUGCCCAGCCUUCCACAAGUCGAAAGCGGCUUCUUGAAGGGGAAGCAGAGAAUGCUGACCCCACGAAGCGCCUGGCUGUGUGCGCGGCUGUCUCGUGAACACUGGUGGACCACGAAAGAAGUGUACCUUCUUGAACCCCUCUGCUGCCAUUUUCUUUAAAUAUGUUUUGUAUAGUUUGUAUUUCAUUAUGGGACGGCUGCUUUUCCACAACCAUUGACACACAAUUCAAAAUGUGAUGGAACCUGGGCUUUGUGCUUCUGCGUGUUGAUCAGCUCUUAGCUACAUGCCUUUAGUGUGUAUGUAUCUGAUACGUGUACUUCUGGUGCUUCUACUUUGGCUGUAACUAGACAUGUUUCUGAGGUUACGUCCCUGGGUGAGCUGCGUACAAAUUCUAAAGACCCCUUAGAAAGGUGCAGGGGAAGGGGCACAGCAAGUCAGGGUGGGGUUUGUUGAAAGUGGCUGGUUGCCAGUCUUUACCAGACAGUUGGUACUUUGGUGCACAUACCAUGGCCCACUUUUGUGUUUUUUAAUUUUUUAAAUUCAAUUUUUAUUUUUUUGGCUGCACAGCUUUCGGGAUCUUAGUUCCCCGAACAGGGAUCAAACCUGUGCCCCCUGCAGUUGAAUCAUGACGUCCUAACCUCUGGACCACCAGGGAAUUCCCCCAUGGUUAGAGUCCCAUUCUCACCCUCAUGGUCCCUAAAACCACAGACCCAGAUAAGUUGUGAAAAUCAAAAACUUCCUGAUUAUAGGAAAAAGACCAGAAACAUUGACUGUGUUUGAAAUGUAAAUAAGGCAUGUGGACUUGUCAUGUUGACCCAAUGAUGACCAAGAAGACCCUAUGUAAAGUGCCUGCCUUGGUUGGUCUUGUCUAGUGAUUCAGUGUGCUAGGUCCUCUGAUUACCAUCAUGUUAUAAGUGGAGAACCCAGACUGAAGAAGUGAGGUGACUUACUCUAUGUCACACAGCUAGGAAGUGGCAGAGCUGGGAUCCAGCCCAGGGCUUCCUGACUCAAAUUCAUGUUCCCUAUCUCCUCUGUCCCUUAUUUGAUGAGACUCACAGACAAAACUCAUGUGAGACUGAUGUCUAAAUCUUGAAUACUGGUAUGUUCAAUCAUGAUGGAUGGAUACAACCCCAUAAUCUGUGGAAGUUGGGACAUCUUGGGGACAAGGAACAGAGGCCCAUUCAAAUUACUUCACGGUAAAGGAGAUUUGUUUUGGUCUUACAGAGGGCUGGGCCUGGGAGGCCAUCAGGAGCCCGGGUAGUUCUAAUGGCUGGCUCCUCUUGUCUCCUUCCAAUGCACUGAAUUUGCUUCUCUGGUCACUUUGGCUGAUUGAUGCUAGGCCACAUUGUAACCUGCUGACCAUGUCAUGAGUUGAGUGCCUUGGUUUGGAUGCCGCUGCUGAGCCAGCCAGGGGAGGGUCAGGGGCACACAGCUGUUGCCCCAGGCAGUGAGGGUGGUGGUUGGCAAUGGAAAUUAAAAGGGUGUGUAGGCAUUCUGAGGCUUGGCUGGCCUGUUGCUGAGGGCUAGAUGGGGAUUUAGGUGGUUUGCAUAUUUAAAGGAAUGAGGCAGAGAUUGCCAAGUUAGAUGGGUUUCAGCUCAUUUGAAUACUUAAUGUGAAGGCUGUGGUUUCUUAGGGCAUCUUUCCCUCUGGGGUAGUCAACCAGCCCUUCUCUAUUUUCAGUGCACUCUCUGAUUACACCUACCAUGGGUAAUGGCCUCCAAAGAUGUUCUUAUCCUAAUCCCCAGAAUUUAUGAAUAUGUUCCUUUUUCAUGGCAAAAGAGAUUUUGCAGGUGUGAUUAAGUGAAGGAUCUUGAGAUGGGAAGGUUAUCCUGUUUUAUCAAAGUGGGCCUGUGUCAUCACAGUGUUCCUUUUAAGAGGGACACAGGGGGAGUCAAGGGUCAGAAGAGAGGGAGUGGUAUUCUUUGAAAACAGAGGAAGAGGCCACAAGCCAUGGACUACAGGCAGUUGCUAGCAGCUGACCAAAAGCAAAGAAAUGGAUUCUCUCCUCACAGCCCCCCUGAAGGAACCACUGCUUUUACUUUACACCUUGACUUUAGUCACAUGAAACUGAUUUUAGACUCUGACCUCCAGACUUAACAGAAUAAAUGUGUAUUGUUUUAAGCCACCCAGAUUGCGGUAAUUUGUUACAGCAGCCAGAGGAAACAUAUACUCAUUAAUGAGACAUCAACUGCUGAUCUGGGGAUACCAAGCAUCCACUUCCACUUCUUAACCUCAUACUCCACUUUUCUUUAGGGGGGAAUUCUUUUCCCCUAUCCCAUGAGUUCAUAGCGGGAGGGGGAGAUGGUACCUAAGAAGCCAAAGGGGUCCCUAGAGGCCUCUCCCCUGGUAGAGCUCCCCCCACUGACUACCCAGCUGGAGGUGGGCACAGGACUAAAACAUUAGGAAAUGGAGCUAGGAUGGCAACAUUAGUAGGAGCAAUUAGAAGGGGUGUGGGGGGGUCCCUUUUUCCAUCUGCCCCACCCACCCGUGUCCUGGCAGGACUGACCCCACUCCCUUCCUAGAGGGGCUCCAUAUGAUCCAUUCUGGCCAGUCUUGCUGUGAUAGGCUCAGGCAGAUGCAUGUGACCCAAAGGGGCCCUAAAGAAAGAAAACCCAAGCCUUUGGCUGGAGCUACUGGGAAACAGUUCCUGCUGUGAAUAUGUAAAGUCACAUUCAUAAAUUAUGGGAAGUUAGGUUGAGAACACCUUUGGAGGCCAUUAUUCACCCUACCAUGGUAGAGGUGUGAGCUGGGAGGUGCCUGGGACACUGGGGAGAACGGCAUGAGAAUGAAGUCAUCACAGACAGAAGCAGAGCUGAGAUGUAGAAUGACUGAGCUUAUUGUUUGAGUACCUGGAUCCAACUAUCCCUUCAGUGAAGUACCAACAAGGACUUUGAUUUGUUCCCUUAGUUGAUUUACUUCAAGUUGAGUUUUUUUAAAUUAAACAACAAAUUAAUUUUUUUCAUUGUUUGGUCACUUGUGUCUGGAAGAGGCCAGACUAAUAAAUCCAACCAUUUGCAAACUCUAA